AUGGAAGAAGAAGAAGAACCAGACAAAGGGAACGGCGAGGCCGAGCCGGACCAGCCACCCCACGGGGCCAGCGGCGCCCCGAAGGCAAACAACGAAGCCGCCAAGGGAGAGGAAGGAGGAGUGGCGGACGAAGAGGAAGAAGGGAAAGGCGUGGAGGAUGCUGCACACGACGAUAACGAAUCCGAUUCGGUGGACGCAGCCGUCAAGGAGGAAGAGAAGAGCGAGGAAGAAGAGGAGGGAGAAGGAGCAGAGAACGACGCUGCAGGCUCUUCCGCGAUGGAGCUGGAGGCUCAGCAGAGCAAUGGCACGGCCGUGUCGCCCACUCAGAACGGAGACGAGGUGAGCUCCGGAGAACCGCCCGUCACUACUUCCUCGCCAUCGUCGCCCAAGAACGCGAGCCCCCGAGGCGCCGCGGCAGCAACCUCAUCAAUGAAGAAGGCCGAUGAAAAGAGCACGAGUCCCCCGUCGCAGUAUGCCACUCGCCGGCGGACAAGAGGGAUGGCCCAGGAGAAGGAGAAGCAGCCCAACGGAGGGGAUUUUAUCACGGGCCAGGAGGAGAUCGAUCAGUACAUCCUCGGAUGCAAAAGCAACGAUGCCGCGACCAAGUCCAGCGGCGAAACAGUUGGUCCUGUGCUAUACAAGCCCGGCGAAGAGUUCCGAGGCCUCAAGAAGCACGUGGGGAAGCGCCUGGUGGUGCACAUCGAAGCCAAGCACAUCACCACCACAAACGAUCAGUCUCCCCCCCUAGUGUUGCUCCACACCGGCAGCCUGAAGACUAUCACUGCCGAGCCGCCUGACUACUUUGGCAUUGCCCUCUACAUGUACAUCUUGCCAGGCAAGAGCAGCUAUGUCGGCACCAAGCGAGGAACUAUGCGAUCACGCAACUGGUCGGACCACGACGUCACCCUCAAGCUCGACAGAUUUGAGGUGCUACCGACGAAGCCCGACGACUGGGCCAGCUCGGAGCAGGUGGACGGAGCGAAGAAGAGCAAGAGCAAGAAGGCGACGGCGACCGAUGAGGGUGGCAAGAGUAGGAAGAGGCGGAGGAAGGAGGCCAACGACAAGGUCUCACCGGAUGACGCCGUGGCCACCGAGAAGGAGGACCCGGAAGCCGACGACGCCGCGACGUCGACAACAAUGACGACACGAUCGGGUGGCUCGCGGUCGCGGUCGCGACCAAGCCGAUCUCGCGCCAGCGCCCGAGCGCCGAAGGAAGAGCUGGCGCCGCUGACGUCAGCGCCGACGCCGACGGCCAAGAAUGAAAUGUCUGCGGCGUCGCCGUCAGCAGUCACGCCAGCAGCACCGGGCAGGGAGGCUGCGACGGCUGCGGUCAAGCAGGAGCCUCAGGCCGACGACCCGGACGCCGAGGCCGAGGCCGACGAGGAGGCAGGCGGCGACGAGCACGCUCCGCUCACCACGACGACCACGACGACCACCUCCACUUCGACCGCCAACAUGUCGCGAAUGUCGACACGAAGCGGAAGGCAGCCGCCGGCGGCGUCGGCGAGCAAGAAGCGAUCAAGGCGGCGGCCGCCCAGCGGUGGAAAGUCUUCGCGGUCCAGCCGGAGCCGACCACAACUGGUCACGGCUGGCGGCGGCGAUUGGGAAGAGGGUCGGGCGGGACGAACGCCGGGCAGCGACGAAGGGGAGAUAGACGGAAUGAAGGAAAGCGACGGCGCCGACGCGCCGCUGGCCGACGAAAGCGACAGCGACGACACCGCGCUGCGGGUGAAGAGGAACAAGAUCGCAGGCAACAUGAAGCUGCUGGAGAAGAUUGCGCGAUUGGACCGGUGGAUGCCGCUGCCCACGGACGUGAUGCGAUACAAUCUUUCCUAUGAGCCCUGCUAUCACUACUCGUUAGGCAUGCUGGCCGACCGCGGGUUCGAGAGCGAUUUCUGGUUCUCCACCAGGCUGCGCUCCUUCACGCUCUACCUGGAGAACGACUCACAGAGAUUCGAAUUCAGCUACAGCGGGGAGGCAACGCAGGUGGAGCCGUCGGUGGACGCCCUUCUGGGCAGCCAGGCUCUUUCCUUCCUCUCCUUCUUCUCACCCACGCGGAUGCCCCCCAGCACCACCGCGCCGCCAAAUACCAACUCUGAAGCAAGCGAGAUCACGUCUCUGCGGCCAGACGGCAAGAAGCCCACAAACCGCAGUCCCCAGGACGAAGCGCUCCUCGAGGCCGAGAACCACAAUCGCAUACGGGUGGCCUAUGGCCACUACCGAUGGGCCGAGCGCCCAUACAGUAUGGACCGAGCAGAGCUGAAGCGGGUCGGAGUGCCCUUGCCCAACGACCCAGCAAGCAUCUCGGUCCUGGCGGCGGAGCUGACGUGGGAGGAAGUGGCGUGGGGCGAGGGCUCGGUGUGCGUCCGCGGGACGACCUACCCCGUCCAUUCGCUCUUCUGGAUGCCACGAAGCCGCAGCCCUUCGUCCUCCCUCGCUGAAGACUGA
Molecule: messenger RNA, 2448 nt
Organism: Acanthamoeba castellanii str. Neff
Lineage: Eukaryota; Discosea; Longamoebia; Acanthamoebidae
Exons: 16
Coding region: 1-2448 (815 amino acids)
Source: RefSeq, a predicted model, not a curated record